AGCUCCGCCGUUGGGAUAGAGCACACACCCAAAUUUGCAGCAAACGAUUAACCUAAUGAGAAGAAGGCAUCCCUGUCAAGCAUGCAAAUCACAUCUUCCAAUGAAUUCAUUUGCAAGGCAUAAUUAAAAGAUUCCAAACUGUGUGGAUUAAUAAUAUCUGAACCAAAAAAAUGUCUAUAAAGUUAAAGGCAUUAGUUGACAAGGCGAACAACAGAGUGAUAUUUGCAGAAUCUGAUGGGGAUUUCGUUGAUGUUCUCUUUAGUUUUUUGACGAUGCCUAUUGGAACCAUCGUCAGGCUCACAAAUAAUCGGCCACCAAUCACAGCGAUAGGUUGUAUGAACAACUUGUAUGCAAGUGUUGAAAAACUUGAUGCCCAACGUUUCAGAACUGAAGCAUGUAAGACAAUGCUGCUACGCCCUAAAAAUGGGUCUGCAACUCAGUAUAAGGACUUGAAACUGAAAAUUGAUAGGGAGUCUGCAACCUAUUUUUACUGUGGGGACUUCAGUUGCAUAAGCUCUAAGUGUAAGUUACUGAGUCAGUACGCAGGUAGCUAUUGUGAUUGCGGAAGGGCCAUGAACUCUUCAAUCGAAGUAAAUACUAUUGGAUCAAAGGAUUCAAUAGAUAGAACAGCUUUUGCUAAAGAAUUUACUCGGUUUUUAAUAAGCGACGAGUUACAGGUGAUACCUUCGUCAACUGCUGCAAGCUUUUCUUUGAUUUCCAAGCUUGGAAUCAUGGAUAUGAGUUCCACCGAGGAGAGAGUCUUUAGUAUUGGAUUCGAUGAGGUUUUGAAUUUGCUGAAAAGCUUAUUUGUAUCAAACUUUCCUUUAACAGAAACUUUCUUGAGGCCUAAAGAAUUACCUGAUUUUAGCAAGAAAACUUUUCAAGCGAGUUCAAUAAUUAAGCACCAACUUAUUAGGGAAAAUGCACGAAAAGAAAAUGUGAAGAUGUGUGCAAGGCUAUUUCUCAGCAAAUCCAAGAAAAGGGUGUGCUAUGCAGAAGUUGGUGAUGAUUUUGUUGAUUUACUCUUUAGUUUCCUUACCAUUCCUCUUGGGUUUAUAAUGAAAGAAAUGAAUGGUGCUCAUUCAAAAGGGUGCAUAGACUAUUUAUAUAAAAGUAUUAUGGAUCUUGAUAGUGAGAAAUACUUCAAAACAAAUGGCCAUAAAGAGAUUUUACUUAGUCCCAAGAUUGCUCCUGAUUGUGGCUAUGAGAACCAGCUUCUAGGGGUGAAGGAAGUUGCCCAACCGCUCUGCUACUUCAAAAUGAAUAGUGGGUGGUCUGUUGUGAUUUAUUUGGAUAAACCUACUAGCAAUACAAGCAUUGCCUUAAGAGUAAAGGAUCCAAAAUCAACAUACAAGAGCGGUAAAACUGGCGGAGCAUUUGUGAUGGGACCUGCUAUGUUCACAGUAACAGAUGAUCUGAUUGUAACACCCAUAUCCCCAAUUUCGGGUCUGUCUGUUUUAAACAAAUUGAAUAUACCUUUCAAUGACAUUGAAGAGCUGAAUGUCCAUGUCGGGAAUGAGGAGGCUUCUCGACUACUGGUAGCUUCUUUUAUGUCUGAAUCUGCUCUAACUGAGACCUUUCUCCAGAAAAAGAUAAAAGAAGAAUGCUAAUGGCAUGUUUACUGUAUUACAGGAUUUGUUAGUCGUAAAGUAAGAAUUUGUGUUUUUACUUAUGGUUUUUUUGUAAUCGACUAUGUUAUGGAGGGUUUCAGUAUUGUAUUGGUGAUGAGUUUGCCUACUUUGAUCUAUAUAUUUUAGUAAAACUUUGCUUUUUGUUGUUUAUAUAUAAGUUUAUUCA
Messenger RNA from Jatropha curcas, 1797 nucleotides. Lineage: Eukaryota; Viridiplantae; Streptophyta; Magnoliopsida; Malpighiales; Euphorbiaceae. The record is from RefSeq and is a predicted model, not a curated record.